AAACCAUUUUAGUUGUCGAAUGGUGAUUGAGACGUUUGGUUUUCAAUUGAAGUUCGCUAUAAAUUGAAGUUCGUUUGUCACAAAUCCGUCCCAAUAAAUCGAGUAAUAAAAAAUUGUUCUGUGUUUCACGACGAUAUGAGCAAAAUGUCGAUGAAUAUAAAUACCCAGCAAGUGGAGGAGUUGACAAGAUUUAUGGAGGACCAUCCCGAUCUUGCUCGGGGAAUUUUAUGCGGCGCAGAAGGGCGACACCAUGCCAACAAGCUAUGGAACAAUCUAACGAGAAAGCUGAACGAAAAAGGACCCCCUGUGCGAGAGGUUAAAGAUUGGAAAAAGGUUUGGGCUGAUUACAAAUACAAUGUAAAAAAUAAACUUCGUAAAAACAUCAGCAGUAUACGAAAAACUGGCGGCGGACCGAACCAAACUAAACAAUUGAAUCCUUUUGAAGAAAGCGUCGUCAGAUCAGCUGGAUUAGAGGCUGCCGUGCAGGGCGUCGAUGGAGGAAGAUCAUUUGGUACCAGUACCUCGUAUACAAAACUCCCAGAAUCAUUGGCAACUUUUGGCCCUUCAGAAGAAAUAGCUGAUGAAACUCAAUGGGUCCAGGAAGAAGAACAGGGUGACCUGCCAGGAGAUGAUGCGGCAACAGCAAAUUAUCAGCCACCACCGGCCAUCAUUUAUCAGAAUGAGACAUUUACUGGAGCACGCCGUCGAACGAAUUAUAAGGCAGAAAAGUUAAGCUUAUUCAAACGUUACGUUGAAGCUCUGGAAGAAGACAACAACAUGAAGAGAGAAUUGUUGGAGUUGAAGAAAAGAAAGUACGAUCUGAUUGUACGAUCCGAUGAUAGUUCCUUUUCUGAAGAGCAAAUUUAAAAAGCAUUUUCGAAAAUUAUAUUUGUUUCACUAGUUAUAAAGAAGCUUAAAAGACUAGUUUUCGAUUUAAACAAUAUUACAUGUUUUAAAUGUAUUUUAUUAAUUUACAUUAACAAUAUGUUUCAUGAAAAUAAAUCGGUAAAAUAUAACUGAUCAUAAAACA
Messenger RNA from Armigeres subalbatus, 1030 nucleotides. RefSeq lists its product as uncharacterized. The transcript has 3 exons. The coding region runs from base 136 to 867 and encodes 243 amino acids. Lineage: Eukaryota; Metazoa; Arthropoda; Insecta; Diptera; Culicidae. The record is from RefSeq and is a predicted model, not a curated record.